Chelmon rostratus (copperband butterflyfish) is the source of this 3206-nucleotide messenger RNA. It is a transcript of the gene ttyh2, whose product is annotated as tweety family member 2. Gene Ontology annotation, molecular function: volume-sensitive chloride channel activity; intracellularly calcium-gated chloride channel activity. Gene Ontology annotation, cellular component: plasma membrane. The record is from RefSeq and is a predicted model, not a curated record. The coding region runs from base 416 to 2020 and encodes 534 amino acids. The transcript is spliced from 14 exons. NCBI's taxonomy places the organism in Eukaryota, Metazoa, Chordata, Actinopteri, Chaetodontiformes, Chaetodontidae.
GCCUCAAACACGCUGAUUAACAUGUCUAAACUCCUCAGAGUUUAGGGGCGUCUUUGCGCGCUCCCGUGUCUCCUCAUGUGCGCGCCCCCGCCGGUGGCCGUGUUGUGCCGUGCGUUUGGAGCAGCUGUCGGUCUGAUCGGAGACGCAGAGACACGGGCGCAGUGUGAUCGCGUCUUCUUCUUAUGAAAAAUCUCCGUCGGAUCUCACUUCGCAACCACGCCGCCGUCUCUGCAGGACUUCCCGGACGUCUGUGCGCUCGCCCGGCUGAGAGUGUGUCUCCACAGACGAGCAUGCUUUUAUCGCCGUCUUUGUCUGAUAUGAGACGGGAUUAAGUUCUCCGGCAGCGGACCAAGCAGCCCGCUUUAGUAAAAGGGGGCUAAUUUAGGCUGUAGCCUUACUUUUUCUCGGGGCAGGGAUGUCUUCGGCUCGGGUGGAUUACAUUGCGCCCUGGUGGACUUACUGGCUUCACAAUUUUCCUCAUAUCAACCUGAGGUUUCAGCCCAUUGAUAACAGCUUCCAGCCUGAGGAGGAGAACUACCAGCAGUCUCUCAUAUUCCUGGGCUGCGUGGCGGCUGCAGGGCUCGGCCUCAACCUGCUGUGUCUGGCCAUCUACCUGAGCUGUUUGUGCUGCUGCCGUAAAGACGAGGAGGAGGAGAGCAAGAAGCCCAACUCCUGCUGCGUCACCUGGUCCGCUGUCGCCGCCGGCCUCAUCACAUGCGUCGCAGUGGGUGUGGGUUUCUAUGGCAACAGUGAGACCAAUGACGGCGUGUACCAGUUGACCUACUCCCUGUACAAUGCCAAUCACACACUGGACGGCGUGGACAGUCUGGUGACUGGCACCAUGGGCAGCAUGAAGAGCGGCCUGCACCAGCACCUCGCAAGGCUGGACGAGAUCUUUGCCACGCGGGGUGACUACGUGCAAACCCUGCAGUUCAUGCAGCAGAUGGCCGACAACGUCAUCAAACAGCUGCUUGGUUUGCCCGACUGGGAGGAGGCUAAAGUGGACCUGGCAUCCAUCGCGGAUCAAACAGCAAACAUCGAGUACUACAGGUGGCUCGCCUACCUGCUGCUCCUCAUCGUGGACCUGAUCAUCUGCCUGCUGGCCUGUCUGGGACUUGCCAAGCAGUCUCGCUGGCUUCUCACCACGAUGAUGGUGUUUGGAGUGCUGACGCUGGUCCUGAGCUGGACUUCUCUGGGAGCUGACCUGGCCACUGCUGUGGGCACGAGUGAUUUCUGCGUGUCCCCUGACAAGUACCUCCUGAGCCAAACAAAGGGUAUCAUCGGUGCUGAUAUUGUUCAUUACUACAUUUACUGCAACCAGACUCUCUCCAACCCCUUCCAGCAGCCUCUAACCAUCUUCCAGAGGUCCCUGACAACCAUGCAGAUCCAGAUCCAGGGUCUGCUGCAGUUUGCUGUGCCUCUGUUCCCUACAGCUGAGAGAGACCUACUGGGCAUCCAGCACUUACUCAACUCCUCAGAGGCCAGUCUGCACCAGCUGACCGCCCUGCUGGACUGCAGGGGGCUCAACAAGGACUACCUGGAUGCAAUGGUGGGGGUGUGCUAUGACGGGGUGGAGGGUAUGCUCUACCUCUGCCUCUUCUCCACCCUGGCAGCCUGUGCCUUCACUGUCAUGCUGUGUGCCAUUCCCAGGGCAUGGAGACAAAUUGCCUGCAGAGAACGAGAUUAUGACGACAUCGACGAGGAGGAUCCAUUCAACCCGCGGGCGAGGAGGAUAGGCUCUCAGAACCCCAACCUCACCAACAUGCACAGCUUCUGCAGCUACAGCAGCAGCAUGGGCAGCCAGAGCAGCCUCCACCCGCCCGCCCCAGCGGUCUCCAACGCCCCCAUGUCCGAGUACAUGAACCAGACAGCUCUGUUUGGGGGAAAUCCGCGGUACGAGAACGUGCCUCUGAUUGGACGAGGAUCUCCGCCCCCGUCGUACUCCCCCAGCAUGAGGGCCACCUAUCUGUCCAUGACCGAGGAACAGAGAAGACAGUUUGGGAACGACUUCCAAGCAUAGACUUCUUUAUGUGUCUGAGGAGGGAAGCGGCACUCACACACACACGCACAAACACACUCACACACACACACACACACACACGCUCAUCAGACAAAGAGUGUGUGGCUAUUCCAAGCAUCACAGAGGACAGUGUGUAACAUGUCGUUAGUCCGGGACUCCAGUCUGUGCAGUCUCAGGACGAUGGAACCACAUCUGUACUGUUCUCCCCGUGUCGUACGCUCAUAAAUGAUUAAUUACACUUUUCUGCCAUCUGUGGGGGAACUUUCUAAGUAUUUCUGCCACAUGCUGUCAGACUUAACCUGCUCUUAAUACAUUGUGUUGAAUUUAAAAAAAAGAUUUCACUGUCUUUAAGAAGAACUUUGAUGAAAACAGGUGACAGGAGCAAUUUUGAGGAUUCAUAUCUCGCUGCAGUAAAGCAUAAAAACAUGUUCACAAUGUUGACAGAAAAAAAAAGAUCAUUUAAAAUGAUCCGAAAACUUACAUUCAGGUCUCCAAAGAGAAACGUCUGAUCAUGACAGCUGAUUUUCUGUGUGUUGUGCGUCAUGCUUGAUAUUUGUGAGGCACAAACCCAGCAAUGGCAGCACACAUCAGGAGGUAUUGUUGAGGUCUAAUUUAUUUACGUUCACACACAGACAAGCCUGCAAGUGAAGCUUCGUGUUUCUAAAGCUCCUGGAGACGAGACGACCUCGAGACCACAGCUUCUGUAUAUAAACUGUACAGUAACAGACUGCUGUCUCAUUCUGAUGUGGUUUAUUUUGUUUAAACAAUGUGCCAUUUUUAUAUAUUUUUUCUAGUCCUGUGUGUCACAUAGAUCACUUUUUUUUUUUUUUGUAUUUUGUAAAGGGCCAUUCAUUCAUGUUCUCUGCCUAUCGAAUCCAGCUAAUACAAAAAAAAAGUUGUAGUUUCUGUCAUAACUUGGGAAGCUGUGCUGCUCUAACCACGAUUAAUGAGAAUAUUCAGGUAAUUAUUUUCAUCAAUCCAAACCACCCAAACGAUACAUGUUUGUACUGACUAACCAUGAUUUUCUGUAGGGAUUUAAUACAUGCAGUUUGGUUUAUUAAUUAUUUUUCUUAAGUGUCAUUUCUUUCAGCAUGUUACAUUGUACAGGCACUGAGAGUGGUGCUUAAUUUCGUGUGCGACCUUUAAACUUCAGGGUCUAACUGUGAGUUGAAUAAAUCAGUUUUGA